AUGAUGAUCUACGAGAGGCCGGUUCACAAUGUCGUUUCCCCCAGACCCGGCUCGCCGCCUAGCAUGACGACUUCCAAGUCGUCGAAGGCGUCUUCACUUACCUCAAUUCAUUCGGACGAAGGCAGCGUCCUCGCCGAUGUGAGCAAUUUCGAGGAUAUAGGGCUCGACGAUACUCAGAUCAACCCGCGCAGAUUGUCAGACGAGCACCUGAAGCAUCCUUCAAAUCCCUACAGCCCGUCCUUCUCGUCAGACCUGCGAGCCGUGACGAAGAAGCCGCUCUCGGCCUCUACCCCUCGAUUGCAGUAUUCGCGAGAUUUGUCCAGAGGCCGUCAAAAGCGCGAUUCCCCACCUCUCGCCCAGAGGCGACCGUCCCUCCCCAAGCUUCAAAGCCACAUCCGAAGCGCCAAUGAACGCGUCUCAGGUUUGGGGCUCCUGCCGGAGCCUCAGACAAGUCCGCUGCCAACGCGUAACCUCGCUGCUCUGCCGUCCCAUCUAUCCGUGAGCCGGCACCGAAGUCCCAGCCCCGCGCUCUCUGUAAGAGACCCGAAUUUCAUGAUGAAGCCACGGAGGAGCAGUUGGCAGUCAAACAGGGAGCGCAAAACGAUCUUGGAGUUGGAGCUUGAGUGCGAUGAAGAUGAUGGAGACGACAUUCCUGAAGGUCUUGUAUUGGACAACGUACCUCUUUCGCCGAGGCCACCUUCCGAAAGGUGCCAAAGCCGUGCUUCCUCCAAGGCACCAUCUCCGGAGCGCCACCCCAAGGAUAGAGUGCGCAGUUUCGGUAACGGCACACCCCCAGUAGCUCUCGCUCAAGGAUCUCUCCGAUCGCCGACUUGGAAGUCGGAUUCGGCGCUCUCCACGCCCAGUUCCGCUGCGUCAAGCCGAGUUCCUAGUCCGGUUGCCUCGAAAGCAAAGAGCUGGUCCGCCGUGCUGUCAGACCUGAAUGCCGAGGCCAAAGCGUUGACAGAAAAGUUGGAGGAACAUGCUAGCGAGAUGGAGCAUAAAGCUCAGCGGUCCAGCACCGGCUCUAUGCCAAUCGCUAGGAGGUCGUCGGAUCCAGAAACUAAACCAAGAGUGAAAUCAGCCUUAGCAGAGUUGCCCCCUCUGCGUAGGUCUAACAUUAUGAUCGAUCCUUUACCCAUUUCCAAGGAAAAAGAGGCAGUGCUCUCGCGCACACGCCCCUCAUGGCUUCCGCCCAAAGACCCAGCCGAAGAACGCCGCCACUUGAAAGAGUACCAAAAGAUGAUGGCCCAGAGCCUGGAAGCAGAGCGCCGUCGUCAGACAGCCAAACGCGCCCGAUCAGAGUGCCGCGAUGUUGCAGCCGACAGCAUAAUGCAGAUAUGGGAGCACGACAUCAUUCCCCGGUGGAAUGAUGCGAUCAGAGAGCGCAGGACGAGGGAUAUGUGGUGGCGCGGAAUCGCGCCCCGUAGCCGAGGCGCAGUCUGGACUCGGGCAAUUGGAAACGACCUUGGCCUUACCACGAUUUCCUUCGAGGCCGCCCUCGGCCGGGCGCGCGACGCGGAGGCAAAGGCAAAAUCAGGACAUGGGAGCGCGGCGGACAUGCGCGCCUUAUCUUGGUUCGAUAGGAUCAGCAACGACGUUCGGGAGCGCACAUGGCCUGAACUACGAAUCUUCCAGCCCGGCGGCCCCCUUCACCAAAGUUUGUUGGAUGUCCUGAGAGCGUACGCCAUGUAUCGGAGCGACAUUGGAUAUGUGCCAGGCUGCAACACGAUAGCAGCUCUCCUGCUCCUCAACCUCUCGACAGCCACAGAUGCAUUCGUGUCACUGGCCAACGUCCUCAACCGCCCUUUGCCCCUAAGUUUUUACGCAUGCGAUGUUGGGGCAAAGACCUCGGCCUAUAACCUUGUCCUGCAUACCCUCUCGAAUAAAUCCCCGAAUCUACACAACCAUUUGAUGCGGGUUGCCGAUCUCGACCCAGAACUAUACCUUAACGAUAUUUUUACCAGCCUGUUUACCCGUUAUCUUGCCCUGGACGAGACCACACGAUUAUGGGACGUAUAUGUCUUUGAAGGUGACUCUCUGCUGAUCAAUGCGGCCGUCGCGUUGCUGCAACAGAGGGAGAUGGGUCUGCUGCAGGCAAAGACUGCGGCAGAGGUGAAGACCGUCAUGGGCACGGCAUCAGAUGUGGGGAAAGGUCGACGUGUCGUUGGAGGGAACGGAGAGGAGGAGAAGUGGAUGCGCGCCGUCAGGGAUGCCGGGAAGGCCUCGGCUUAG
This is a messenger RNA of Canariomyces notabilis, 2232 nucleotides long. RefSeq lists its product as uncharacterized. Lineage: Eukaryota; Fungi; Ascomycota; Sordariomycetes; Sordariales; Chaetomiaceae. The record is from RefSeq and is a predicted model, not a curated record. The transcript has a single exon. Bases 1 to 2232 code for a protein of 743 amino acids.